GGCUAUGCUGAAAGUAGCCUGGGAGAAGAUAUGCGCCGAUCGAUACGCUGACUUCACCUAUAGGAUGAGAAGAAGCGGUAAGAAACAACGGUGCGUGUCUCAGGAGAUAUGGGAGAGCUGGCAAAAGGCUUGGGAGGAUCCUGCAUUCAAGAGAAAGCGGGAGAUGUUUGCACAAAACAGGCGCAGUGAGACUGGCGGGGAUGGAGCAGGACCUUCGCGACACACAGGCGGAUCUAUAUCUGCUAUAGAGACAGCUCGAUUAUUAGCUAAAGAAUUAGGUCGUGAGCCCACACCGAUCGAGAACUAUACUACAGCUUCGGGAGCCGUAUUGUUACGUUCUCAGACCGAUGAAUCUGAAGCUGAGUCAAGAAUUGACGAGGUACCGCUUAUCUCGAGGCUGGUGAGGGGCGAGAAGAAGAGAAAGGGUAUACGGCAUCGGGUUCAGGCGUUCACAGUUUUACACUGGACUCAGCAGCUCACGCUGUCUACAGCCAGUGCAGCACGACACCUGAGCAUAGUGGCUCGCACUGUGGAUGACGAUAUACGGGCUCAGCUUGCUGAUCAGCAGAGACGAUUGCAAGAGCUUUAG
This is a messenger RNA of Jatropha curcas, 589 nucleotides long. NCBI's taxonomy places the organism in Eukaryota, Viridiplantae, Streptophyta, Magnoliopsida, Malpighiales, Euphorbiaceae. The record is from RefSeq and is a predicted model, not a curated record.